This is a messenger RNA of Anopheles coluzzii, 2256 nucleotides long. Its product is annotated as regulator of hypoxia-inducible factor 1-like. Bases 72 to 1952 code for a protein of 626 amino acids. The record is from RefSeq and is a predicted model, not a curated record. The transcript has 11 exons. Lineage: Eukaryota; Metazoa; Arthropoda; Insecta; Diptera; Culicidae. Gene Ontology annotation, molecular function: acyltransferase activity, transferring groups other than amino-acyl groups.
AAACAUCAGUACAACCGCGACUACGCUUGCAAUCACACGUGCCAGUCUGCAAAGCGCUUUACGUUUCAAAAAUGUUUACAUUAAAAUAUAGAUCCAUCACAUCAAUAUUACUAGUACUGUUUGUGAUCAAGGCGUACUGUAGUGUAUCGUUUGCGAAUCAGAUUGAAUUGAUGCAAAUCUACCGAUACGAUGACUAUGAAGAAUGUCGUCGAACGUAUAGUGAUUUUGUGUACUGUAAUGCGAUAUCUCAGAUUGUUCCUGCUUUUGAUUCCAAAAUAUGGACCAGUAUUCAGGAAUAUUCUACACAUCCACGUCAUUUCGAUCGCAGAGCGAUUGAAACUGGAACGUGUCUUCAAGAAUGUCGACGUACAAUGCAAAGUGUAGAACACAAUCUAUUAACAGAACUGCAUGAGUGUGUAGAGACUAAAAUUUGGUCGCAAUAUGAACUAAAUUCAUCGAUCAAUGUUUUAAACUGUAUAACUGCAGAAGAAUUGAACGACACCAGCGAAACAUCAGGAGUUGCCAGGCUUGCAUUUCUAUUCAUUUCAAUAGGAAUAAUAAUGCUGGUGAUUUUUGCAACAGUUUACGACGGUUUGAAUACAAAUGAUCCAACAGAGACGCGUAGUUUGGCCACAACAAAAUUAAUCCAGUCCUUUUCGAUUUCUCGAAAUCUUUCUACGCUAAUAGACAGAGAAACAAAAUCUGGAAUGAAUCUCCGCCAUCUUGAUGGAAUACGUGCUCUAACAAUGAUAAUCAUUUUAUUAACCCAUUCCUCAAUACCUUUAAUAAGGAUGCCGCUAAAAAAUGCAAAUGAUUUGGAAGCGCAGUUCAAUCAACCAUGGUUUCCGAUCGCAAUGGCAGGCAAUACGUAUACGGUACAGCUUUUUUUCGUAAUUGGUGGUUUACUAUUAGCAGUAAACAUACUUGAGCAAACGAAAAAUUGUAAAAGGAUUGGAGUAGCAUAUUUCUUCGAGCGUGUGAAAAUUCGUUUAAUCAGAAUACUUCCACUGUAUAUAUUUGUGAUCUUAUUUCAUGCCUCAUGGUAUCCUCGGAUGAAAGAAGGUCUAAUAGGCAAUCGUUUUCGCGAUUAUUGCACUAUAAACUGGUGGACAAAUGUGUUUUUCAUAAACAACUACAUUAACCCAAGCGAACCGUGUAUUCAGUUUUCCUGGUAUUUAGGUGCAGAUUUUCAGCUGUACCUACUUGGUACAAUACUGAUGUUGCUCAUGCGGAUUCCAAGAUUAUUCAAACCAAUUGUAAUAUGCAUGACGAUUACUGCCUUUGUUGUGCCGAUUGGCAUCAUCUAUCGAUAUCAUCUAGAUGCUACAGUAAUGAUGAUUUUAAGACAUGUUCUGCAAGAAAUUCGAACUUUACCUUACUAUUUACAUGUUUACAUUCCGUCGGAGACCAAUGCUGGUAACUAUUUCUUCGGUAUGCUUGCAGGGAUUACGUAUUACCACCUAAAAGAUAACCCAAACGCGAAGAGUAUUUUAAAGCUAAACUUCAUUUUGCCAGCUUCUGCUUUUAUGUUCAUUUUAUUGAACAGUCUCACAAUCAUGCUGCCUUCAGAUCACAUAAACCAACCUUCACUUUCCUUGGCUAUAUACGGAUCAUUGUUGAAAAGUGCAUGGGGUAUAUUUCCGUCUGUACUGUUGGUUUAUUUGGCUUUCCAGGAAAAGCAUUCCUUAUUAGUAAAUUUCCUGCAACAUCCUAUAUUAUUAGUUGGAUCUAAACUGAGCUAUAGCAUAUACCUUGUACAAUAUGGUAUAAUUUAUGCUGUAUAUAAACACAUAACAUAUCCGUUAGUGUACGAAAGUUUUACAAUUAUUCUCUUUACAGCUGCCAUAGUUAACAUUACAUUUUGUGUAGCGUUUAUGUUACAUUUAUUUAUUGAGCUCCCAUUCAACUUGUUUCUUAAACAAAUAACGAGAAACGAAACAGCAAAAAAGUAAAAAAAAGAAUCAAAAUGUGUAAACGUUUCAUCUUUCACAAAAGCUUCUGAUGACGCGAUUGUAGAAAAAGUAUGAUCGCGUCUUAGUUACUUCUAUUUAUCCUUUCACCGAUAGUACGGAGGGAGGAGCUACCUUCCACAUAAGCACUACCAGGCGGAUUUGCUGCCUUUUUAUCCCCGAUUUUUAUCCAGUUUUCGAGUAAAAAGUUAAGAUGUUAAUCACUGUACUAAGUGAAGAAUAUACUAAGAGGUUAGAAUAUACAACCAACAGGCAAGUUGUUAGAGCGAAGCCUAAGCGCGUUUCA